Messenger RNA from Catharus ustulatus (Swainson's thrush), 2156 nucleotides. It is a transcript of the gene CNTD1, whose product is annotated as cyclin N-terminal domain containing 1. The record is from RefSeq and is a predicted model, not a curated record. Gene Ontology annotation, cellular component: site of double-strand break. Bases 131 to 1117 code for a protein of 328 amino acids. The transcript is spliced from 7 exons. Gene Ontology annotation, biological process: reciprocal meiotic recombination. Lineage: Eukaryota; Metazoa; Chordata; Aves; Passeriformes; Turdidae.
CCGUCCCGGUGCCGUCUCCAGGCAGCCGGGAGCCAGCCCUGCCGGGAGGAGGUGGCGGAGCCCUGUCCCGGUCUCUCCCUGUCGGGCUGGUGAAGUCAUUGUCAUUACGGCUUCGGGCCUGACCCGCUGAAUGGGGUCUCCGGUGCCACCGGAACGCCGGAGCCGUGACUCAGGCCCCGUGUUCAGUGGGGUUGCUCCUGAAAUUAUCGAGGACACACUGAUCCACUUGGCCACGGAGAAUGAGCAGUACUUGAGUGAGCUGCCCGAGCAGGCCGGGUAUUUCAAAGAGACACGGAUUGUGGAGUUUAUAUUCCUUUUGGCUGAAAAAUGGCGCUUGGACCAAUCAACGCGGUACCAGGCAGUGGAGUUACUUGAACGGUUUAUGAUCAAGCAGGUAGAACAGAUGUGUGAUGACAGAGGGAACACUAAAGGUCGUGACCAAGGGCAGAGGAGCAGCUGGAGCUCUGUGAGGGAUCAGAUAGCCAGCACCUUUGUCCUGCGACUCGUGUCGUGUGUCCAGCUCGCCAGCAAACUCUCUCUGCACUACAGUAGAGUGACCAGUGACACAGCUUUAAAAUUUCUGCAAUCCUUAAAAUACUCCUACACUAAACAGGAAUUGCUGGAGUCAGAGCUUGCUGUUUUAAACACUCUGCACUUCCACAUCAAUGUGUCAACUCCGUUGGCCUACGUGGAAUUGCUCCUGGAGGUUCUAGGAUACAACGGCUGCUUGCUUCCUGCCAAACCCUUGCACCAGCUGUGUGUGCAGCUGCUGGACUUCUGCUACCUGACCAGAGAGACCAUCUAUGACACUUUGCUGAAGGUUGCCAUUGAAAACUCCACACCAAGCAAACUGCAGAUAGCCAAGUUUUUAACAGUGAAGGAAGAUUUCAUGCUCUUGGCUGUUGGAGUCAUCAGUACAGGUGUGUUCAUCCUGACCCCUGGGCACUGGGAGCAGGUUGUGGAGCAUUUAAACUGCAUCACUGGCAUUUCUCCACAAAGCAUCCUGGAGUUCUCCUACGCUGUGGUGAGGCGCAUAGUUGGCAGCCCCACACCUGAGCAGCACCGUGGGAACUGUGGAACCAAAUCUCCUGAGCACAGAAUUCUGCCUCAGAAAUAAACCACCCUGUCCAUGCAGUCACUGGCACAGCACAGGAACUGUCACACUGCUGACAACUGUGACACUGCCCAGGCACCCAGCGCAGCUCAGGGUUACCUGAACUGUGGAACAGCCUGGCAGUUGUGUUAAUUAGCAAAACUCAUCCUGCUAGGCAUUGGACUCAUACCCUGAAGGGAGGCCCAACAGCAUCAUAGUGUUUAGAAAUGCCCCAAAAGCUAAUUAUAAAUAUUAUAAUUGUAUUAUAUAUAAUUAUAAAGCUGCAUCUUUUAAGUUUUUAAUCUAAGUUCCCUUUAACCAGAGACCCCUCAGAGUAGCUGUGUUUGAAAGGUGCUGCCAUGCCUGGAGCUCAGCUGGGACUGGGAUUGCUGGCACCAGCUCUCACACCCAUGUUACAAAUGAGGCUGUGCUGUCUCCUCCUGCUGCUUUUAUAAAAUCCCUGUCUCAGCUGCCUUUGAUUGUCCCCUGUGUGCCAGCACUUGGGCCCUGUUUGCUCUUGCCCCACCACAGCCAGCAGUGACAGCAUUGUGAUGGGGACAGAAUGGGGCAGUGCUGGGUGUCCCUGAGAGUGCCAGGGAUUUGUGCUGUGCCAGGCACUGCUGGCUGGAAACACCUGGAGUGUGGAAUAGUUUCCUCAGUGCAGCCCUGUGCAGGAACAGGAAUUACAGUGCUGUAAAGGUAUCAAACCUUGUUAAGUGCAGUAGCACAAGAAGUGCUGGUAUGACGUAGAAAAUACUUUAUUUCAAAUUGUAGUUAUUCUUUAAUGACCAGGCCGAGUUCUGACAGUUUUAUCAAUUAUUGCCCAGGUUUGUAAGGUCUGCUUUUCCAACCUUACAUUAGCUGUAACAGAGCAGCAUCAAACUGAUGGGUGUUCUGAAGUUUGACAAUGAUUUAUGUGCAUGGCCAUAAACCCCAAAAAUAACAGUUUAGAAUCCAUUUAAUAGCUGGGUUUUAUUCUGUUCAACUCGAUGAUACAACUUUGCAUAUUGCUUUUCUAUAAACUACUUGUAAUAAUGGUAUUUUAAAUAAAGUGUCUUGUGGA